Pelobates cultripes (western spadefoot toad) is the source of this 960-nucleotide messenger RNA. The record is from the annotation of a GenBank genome assembly. NCBI's taxonomy places the organism in Eukaryota, Metazoa, Chordata, Amphibia, Anura, Pelobatidae.
AUGGGGCGGAAAUCAAAGAAGUAUAAAGCUGACAAACAGUCGACAACUGACGACAUCAGAGAGCUUCUGCGGAGGCUUCAGGGAAUGAUGAAGCCUGUCAUGGCGCCCCUAUCUGACGGGCUAUCUUAUUCUUCCAGCGAAACAUCCCUCCCAGAUUUGGAGGAGCUGGCCACCAUUGCUGGAAAACAGAAAGCAGACAUACCGACUAAAAGGUCUGAAGGCUCACUGGUGAUGGAGGGAACACUGAAGGCACUCCUAGACAACCUCCGUCGCAAUCUAGCUGCCGACAUAAACUCCUUCAAAGAGGAGAUUAGCGGAGUGUCGAGACACCUCAAUGACACCGAGAUAUCUUUGGCCGCACAUGAAUCCUGCUUAAAUACCAUGGAACAAGAGAUUCGCGAGCUGCGGCAUGAGCAGGCCCAGACCCAGAACCGCAUGGCGAUGAUGGAGGACCGGAGAUGGAAGGAUGUUAAGAUUAGGGGCAUACCAGCCCAGAUCAGCGCGGCUGAAAUCCCUCACUUUAUGAGGAGGCUACUUACACACCUCUUCUCGGCCAAGCAAGCAAAAAUGAUGGCCCUAGACGGGUGCUUCAGACUACCAGCACCUACAUCGCGCUCUACAGAGGUGAAUGGGGAUGUUAUUGUCCGCUUCCAGAAUGGGCCAGACAGGCAAGUGCUCCUAAUGGCGCUACGAAACAAAUCACCAUACGACUUUGAAGGCCACAAGCUCACGGUUUACCCAGACCUUUCAAGGGCAACACUGGAAUGGCGCAGGUCCAUAAAACCGCUGACAACGGAACUGGUAUGGUAUAAUAUCCCCUAUAAAUGGAGCUCCCCAAAAUGCCUGCUAAUACCCCGAGAAUCAGGGAACUUAAAAAUCCAAGAGGCCGCGGAAAUAAACAACACCCUGCAACACUUGGGACUGCCCUUGACACUGAAAAGUUUGAUACCGACGACCUAA